Colletotrichum gloeosporioides is the source of this 1521-nucleotide messenger RNA. RefSeq names its product RNA polymerase II transcription factor B subunit 2. Gene Ontology annotation, cellular component: transcription factor TFIIH holo complex; transcription factor TFIIH core complex. Bases 1 to 1521 code for a protein of 506 amino acids. NCBI's taxonomy places the organism in Eukaryota, Fungi, Ascomycota, Sordariomycetes, Glomerellales, Glomerellaceae. Gene Ontology annotation, molecular function: ATPase activator activity; double-stranded DNA binding. The transcript has 3 exons. The record is from RefSeq and is a predicted model, not a curated record. Gene Ontology annotation, biological process: nucleotide-excision repair.
AUGUCGGUCAGCUCGGGUCAAUCACUCCAGCUGGCCGACUACCUGGAGAAGCUGCCAGGCACGACCUUCAGGAAGCUGUACCUCCAGCCCUCGACCGCCUUUGCCAUCUUCAGGAGGAUGAUCCCCCCGCUGGGCAUCCAACCCUCCCCAGCAAAAACCAUCGUCAUGGCCAUCUUGUACAUGCCCAAGCCAAUGCUCCUCGAGGACCUCGACCUCUGGGUGAAGCCCGACUCGCGACGGCAAAAAGACCAAGCCAUCUCGACCCUGCGCUCCCUCCACAUCCUCCAAAUCACCGUCCCAUCGAAAGAACGCCCCCAGGAGAUGCAGCUCACCACAAACUUCAAAGCCUCCCUCCGCCUCGCCCUCGAGGGCGGCGGCCACCACAACUCCUUCGGCGUCCCCUCCACCCUCCCCGUCCCGCCCGAGAUCACCAUCCCCUUCCUCGACCGCUACGCCCGCCGCAAGUGGGACGACAUCCUCCACUACAUCGUCGCCACCGUCAACCCCGGCAGCGCCGACCUGAGCGGGCCUAAGUCGUCCGUUAAGAACCUGCUCGUCGCAGGCCAGCUCGUCCGCCGCCAGCAGGGCGCCGUCGGCAUCACCCAGGCCGGCUUCACCUUCCUCCUCCAGGAGGCCAACGCCCAGGUCUGGACCCUCCUCCUCCUCUGGCUCGACGCCACCGACCACGCCCAGGACUCCGCCGGCAUGGAGUCCACAGACAUGCUCUCCUUCCUCUUCCUCCUCGCCUCCCUCGAGCUCGGCCGCGCCUACGACACAAACGCCCUCACCGAGGAACGCCGCAACAUGCUCCCCUCCCUCAUGGACUUCGGCCUCAUCUACAUCCCCUCCCACAAGCCGCAGCAGUACUUCCCCACCCGCCUCGCCACGACUCUCACAAGCAGCUCCAGCGCCCUCCGCAGCGCCGGCGCAGGCUUCUCCGCCGCCCUCGCCGCCGCCUCGGGCCCGGGACCCAACGGCAGCGGGUCCCGCAACGGCGCCACCCCAGGCAGCGGCUCCGAAGAAACCCGCAGCGGCAGCAUCAUUGUCGAGACAAACUACCGCGUCUACGCCUACGGCCAAACGCCGCUCCAGAUCGCCGUGCUCUCCCUCUUCUGCAAGCUCAAGCUGCGCUUCGCAGACAUGGUCUCGGGCCGUCUCACGCGCAACUCGAUCCGCAACGCCGUCGAGCGCGGCAUCACCGCCGACCAGAUCAUCUCCUACCUCGCGUCCCACGCGCACGAGCAGAUGCACCGCUUCGCCGCCGUCCGGAGCAAGCCCGUGCUGCCGCCGACGGUCAUCGACCAGAUCCGCCUGUGGCAGCUCGAGACGGAGCGCAUGACGACCACGAGCGGGUUCCUGUUCCGCGACUUUGACAGCCCCAGGGAGUACGAGGACAUUGCGGGCUACGCGGCGGAGAUUGGCGUGUUGACGUGGCGGAACGACAAGUUGGGCAUGUUCUUUGCGAGCAAGCAUGAGCAGAUCAGGGAUUACCUAAAGUUGCGCAAGAAGGCGGAGGAUUAA